AAUUUUUAAUUUUCUGACCACAUUUCUUGGAGCUCAAUCAGUCAAAAAUGGCCAACUCCUACUACGAGUCUCCGGCCACCCAAACUCCACUACUACUCGACGACGACGUGGUGGAGGCCGCCGUUGACUACCAAGGACACCCGGUCCUCAGGUCCACCACAGGCGGUUGGCGUUCCGCCUCAUUCAUAAUAGGUGUGGAGAUUGCGGAGAGGGUCGCCUACUAUGGUAUUGCCUCCAACCUUAUCUCCUAUCUGACAGGGCCUCUGGGUCAGUCAACGGCCACGGCGGCUCAAAAUAUCAACGUUUGGGACGGAACGGCGUCGUUGCUCACUUUGUUGGGAGCGUUCUUGGCCGAUUCUUACCUCGGACGCUACCGCACCAUCGUUGUUGCUUCUCUCCUCUACAUUUUGGGACUUGGCUUGUUGACCCUCUCGGCCUUGCUUCCUUUUCUAAGUGCUUCUGACUGUGAAACAACCAAUCAGUCCACAUCAUGUUCUUCUCGGCUUCAAGAAUUGUUAUUCUUCUUCUCUAUAUAUCUAGUAGCUGUGGGGCAAGGUGGACACAAGCCUUGCGUUCAGGCUUUUGGAGCUGAUCAGUUUGAUGGACAAGAUCCAGAGGAAUGCAAAGCCAAAAGCUCAUUCUUCAAUUGGUGGUAUUUUGGUAUAUGUGCAGGUCCCUUGUGUACAUUUUCCUUAUUAGCCUACAUACAGGACAACCUGAGCUGGGGUCUUGGUUUUGGAAUUCCUUGUAUUGUGAUGGUCCUCGCAUUGUCUAUUUUCCUUCUUGGAACUAGAACUUACCGGUAUAGCGUCAAAGGGGAUGAGGAAAGUCCGUUUGUGAGAAUUGGUAAGGUGUUUGUUGUAUCAUUAAGGAAUUGGCGAACUUGUUCUUCAGCAAUAGCUUCUGAAGAGGAAUCUCGAGGAAUUCUGCCUCACCAAAGUUCUGAACAAUUCAAGUUCCUCAACAAAGCCUUGCUUGCUCCAGAUGAUUUGAAGGGAAAUGGGAAGGUGUGUACCGUCGUCGAGGUUGAAGAAGCAAAAAGCAUUCUUCGGCUAUUUCCAAUAUGGGCUACAUGCUUGGCAUAUGCUAUUGUGUUUGCACAGUUUUCGACCUUCUUCACCAAGCAAGGUGCUACCAUGAACAGAACAAUCGUGCCAGGUUUUGACAUACCACCAGCUUCCCUUCAGACUUUUAUCAGCCUAGCAACUAUCAUCUUCAUUCCCAUUUAUGACCGCAUUUUUGUACCAAUGACUAGAGCUUAUACUAGGAAACCCUCUGGCAUCACAAUGCUACAGAGAAUUGGAACAGGGAUGUGUUUAUGUGCUAUUUCCAUGGUUGUUGCAGCUCUGGUUGAGAUGACAAGGCUGCAAACUGCGAAAGAUUAUGGUCUGGUUGAUAAUCCAAGUGCUACAGUUCCAAUGAGUAUUUGGUGGUUGGCUCCUCAGUACUUGUUGAUGGGAUUAGCCGAUGUUUUCACAAUGGUUGGUUUGCAAGAGUUUUUCUAUGACCAGGUGCCAACUGAGUUAAGGAGUGUAGGACUUGCCCUCUACCUCAGUAUAUUUGGUGUUGGAAGCUUUUUCAGCAGCUUUCUUAUCUCGGCUAUUGAGAAAGCUACCAGUGGGAUGGGUCAAGAUAGCUGGUUUUCAAAUAAUUUGAACCGUGCACAUCUUGAUUACUUCUAUUGGCUACUUGCUGGACUCAGUGUGGUAGAAUUGGCUAUCUUUGUGUAUUUUGCAAAAUCUUACAUUUAUAAUAGGAGAGGUACAAUAUGAAAACCUUGUUCUUGCAGUUAUUGUAAUUAUAAAGUGAAAUGUAAUAUAAAUCUAGUGGUCUCA
Messenger RNA from Rosa rugosa (rugosa rose), 1835 nucleotides. Its product is annotated as protein NRT1/ PTR FAMILY 5.10-like. Bases 48 to 1772 code for a protein of 574 amino acids. The record is from RefSeq and is a predicted model, not a curated record. Lineage: Eukaryota; Viridiplantae; Streptophyta; Magnoliopsida; Rosales; Rosaceae. Gene Ontology annotation, biological process: transmembrane transport; dipeptide transport. The transcript is spliced from 4 exons. Gene Ontology annotation, molecular function: dipeptide transmembrane transporter activity; tripeptide transmembrane transporter activity. Gene Ontology annotation, cellular component: membrane.